Phlebotomus argentipes is the source of this 1994-nucleotide messenger RNA. RefSeq names its product glucose dehydrogenase [FAD, quinone] (gene Gld). Gene Ontology annotation, molecular function: flavin adenine dinucleotide binding; oxidoreductase activity, acting on CH-OH group of donors. The coding region runs from base 1 to 1818 and encodes 605 amino acids. Lineage: Eukaryota; Metazoa; Arthropoda; Insecta; Diptera; Psychodidae. The transcript has 4 exons. The record is from RefSeq and is a predicted model, not a curated record.
AUGCCUCUGUGUGACUGUCCGGUGGGGCCUCCAGUGGGGCCCACCUUGGCGUCUGCGUGCGGUGGGAGUUCCUUCAUGCUCUUCAUGGGCCUCUUGGAGGUCUUCCUGCGCUCACAAUGCGACCUCGAGGAUCCCUGCAACCGGCCAAAAACCCGAUCGGCCCCAGACAUUGAGUACGACUUCAUAGUUGUGGGUGGCGGAUCCGGAGGAGCUGUGGUGGCGUCGCGUCUCUCUGAAGUCCCUCACUGGAAGGUCCUUCUCAUAGAAGCCGGCGGUGAUGAGCCGACGGGCGUGCAAAUCCCAUCGAUGUUCCUCAACUUUAUCGGCAGCGACAUCGACUGGGCCUUCCGCACGGAACCGGAAAGAAAUGCCUGCCUCUCGUCGCCGGAACAGAGAUGCUAUUGGCCACGUGGGAAAGUGCUCGGCGGCACGUCGGUGAUCAACGGCAUGAUGUACAUCCGAGGAAAUCCACAGGAUUACGACGAGUGGGAGUCACUGGGAAAUCUCGGCUGGGGCUAUGACGAUGUGCUGCCGUUCUUCCUGAAGGCCGAGGACAAUCAGCAGAUGGACGAGGUGGACGAGAACUUCCACGCCACCGGAGGACCUCUUCCGGUCUCCAAGUUCCCCUACCACCCGCCCUUCUCUUAUGGCAUUCUCAAGGGUGGCCAAGAGCUGGGCUUUGGUGUACAUGACCUCAACGGGGCCAACAGCACGGGCUUUAUGAUUGCGCAGAUGACCAGCAAGAACGGCAUCAGAAUGAGCACAGCACGAUCGUACAUUCGGCCCGCGCGCGAUCGCUCCAAUCUCCACAUAAUGCUGAACACGACAGUGACCAAAGUUCUGGUCCAUCCAAUGUCGAAGAGCGCUCACGGUGUUGAGAUAAUUGACAAGAUUGGACACACGCGGAAGAUUCUGGUGAAGAAGGAGGUCAUCGUGAGCGGAGGCGCCGUCAACUCACCACAGAUCCUCAUGCUGAGCGGCAUCGGGCCCAAGGAGGAUCUCAUGAGGGUUGGAGUGCGUCCCAUUGUCGACCUUCCCGGCGUCGGUCGCAAUCUGCACAAUCACGUGGCAUACUUCGUGAACUUCUUCAUCAACGACUCUGACACGGCAGCCCUUAAUUGGGCAACGGCUAUGGAGUAUCUCCUCUUCCGCGAUGGCCUGAUGUCUGGCACAGGGAUUUCCGAUGUCACCGCGAAGAUCUCCAGCAGAUUCGCCGAGGACAGAAACAGUCCGGAUUUGCAAUUCUAUUUCGGCGGUUUCCUCGCUGACUGCGCCAUGACUGGUCAGGUUGGGGAGCUGAGAUCCAAUGGUUCCCGUUCCAUUCAGAUCUUCCCAGCUGUGCUGCAUCCCAAGAGUCGCGGAUACAUCACUCUGGCCAACAAUGAUCCUCUGGCUCAUCCCCAGAUUGUGGCCAACUAUCUCACCGAGGAGAUCGACGUGAAGGUGCUUGUGGAGGGCAUCAAAUUCGCGAUAGCCUUGUCCGAGACGCCUUCUCUGAGGGCCUAUGGAAUGCAGCUGGACCGAACUGCAAUUCCAGCCUGUGCCAAUCUGGGAUUCGGCACGCAACAGUACUGGGAGUGCGCCGUGAAGCAGAACACCGGACCGGAGAACCAUCAAGCUGGAUCCUGCAAGAUGGGGCCUCUUCGGGAUCCGUACGCUGUCGUGGAUCACGAACUGAGGGUCCACGGAGUGCGCGGUUUGAGGGUAAUCGACGCGUCCAUCAUGCCGAAAGUAACAUCUGGGAACACAAACGCCCCCGUUAUCAUGAUUGCCGAGAAGGGCGUCCACCUCAUUCGACGGGCCUGGGGAGCUCGCUAAGUAAUUCCCCCAUCAAUUCCCGCCCCCUUUUGUAUGAUUUUUUCCUCGACACGAGCUUAGAGAAGACAUCACUCUGAGAUUAAGAUUGUAAUAGGCGACGUCCCUUCGAGACAAUAAAUUUAAUUAGGAAAUUUCAGAUAUAUUCUGCGCCACGCGUGGGCGCGCUUUCUCUUCCC